Molecule: messenger RNA, 1328 nt
Organism: Sorex fumeus (smoky shrew)
Lineage: Eukaryota; Metazoa; Chordata; Mammalia; Eulipotyphla; Soricidae
Gene: L3HYPDH
Product: trans-L-3-hydroxyproline dehydratase
Exons: 5
Coding region: 145-1209 (354 amino acids)
Molecular function (GO): hydro-lyase activity
Source: RefSeq, a predicted model, not a curated record
CCCUCUUCCGGGUCUGAGCGAUGAAGCCCCGCCCCCCGCCCCCGAGACGGCCACUCUUCGGGUGUCCCGCGCGGAAAGCGGCGGCGAUCGGCGGGCCUGCAUCGCGCGCCGCGGGACAGCGAUCGAAUCCCCGGGCCGCAGGCAAUGGAGAAGGCGCCGGCUGCGCCCCGGCUACCCCCACACCAUCCCGGAACGCCGGUGUUGUCCGUGGUGGACAUGCAUACGGGCGGCGAGCCCCUGCGCAUUGUCCUGGCGGGCUGUCCCGAGGUGGCUGGCCCCACGCUGCUGGCCAAGCGGCGUUACAUGCGCCAGCACCUUGACCACGUACGGCGACGGCUCAUGUUCGAGCCUCGGGGGCACCGGGACAUGUACGGGGCUGUGCUGGUGCCCAGCGAGCUGCCGGACGCUCACCUGGGCGUCCUGUUUCUGCACAAUGAGGGCUACAGCUCCAUGUGUGGCCACGCCGUGCUGGCGCUAGGCCGCUUUGCGCUGGACUUCGGGCUGGUGCCGGCGCCCCCGGCUGGCGCUCGUGAGACGCGCGUCAAUAUCCACUGUCCCUGCGGGCUGGUGGCCGCCUUCGUGGAGUGUGAAGGCGGCCGCAGCUGUGGCCCGGUUCGCUUCCACAGUGUGCCGGCCUUUGCGCUGGCUACAGAUCUCCCAGUGGAUGUUCCUGGCUAUGGGAAGGUGGUAGUGGACAUUGCUUAUGGGGGUGCAUUUUAUGCAUUUAUUAGUGCUGAGAAGCUAGGACUCGAUGUUUGUUCCGCAAAGACCAGGGACCUUGUGGAUGCAGCCAGUGCGGUGACAGAAGCGGUGAAAGCUCAGGUUAAAAUCAAUCAUCCUGAUAGUGAAGACCUUGCUUUUUUAUAUGGAACAAUAUUGACAGAUGGAAAAGAUGCUUUUAGUGAGGAACCAACCACCAAUAUCUGUGUGUUUGCAGAUGAACAGGUUGACAGAAGUCCGACCGGCUCGGGUGUGACAGCCCGAAUUGCUUUACAAUAUCACAAAGGACUUGUAAAACUAAACCAGAUGAGAGCCUUUAAAAGCAGUGCAACUGGCUCCGUAUUCACAGGGAAGGCUGUGAGGGAGGCAAAAUGUGGUGAUUUUAAAGCUGUUAUAGUCGAAGUAUCGGGGCAAGCUCAUUACACAGGUACAGCAAGUUUUACAGUGGAAGACACCGACCCACUGAGGGAUGGAUUCCUUCUCAAGUGAUUUACACAACUCUGAAGAACUUUCUUUUUAAAGCAAUCAUUACCAGCAGAGUAUGUGAAAGUAUUUUUACAUUGAGAAGUCAAUUGACAUGUCUUAUCUCAUCAAUUAACCACAUUGAA